GCAAAUUUUCAUCCCAUAUGGAUUCUAAAGUGAUAAAUAAAAAUGUGAUUUAGUAAAAAGUUUAUAUAAGCAUUCAUUACUUUCACCAAAACAAAGUUAUAAUUUGCCACAAAAAACCUUUUGACAUAAAGCCUUUGACUUUGUUAAAACCAAAAUCCUUCAAAUCUUCAACACUUUUACAACUUCCAGCGCGACGUCGUUUGAUCAGCCAAUAAACAAAAAAAGUCUUUUAACUCCGGCGAAUCAAAUCUUGGCUGUAAACGGUGGCUACGACGUGCUUCGUUUCUUCCCUUCCGCCUUUUUCUCUUUCUACCAAACGCCUUUCAUCAUCAUCAUUGACGCUAAAUUCAAAGAAAAAAGAUUUGAUGGCUUCGACAUCUGGUGACUCUUGGAUGAAGGAGUACAAUGAAGCGAACAAAUUAGCUGAAGAUAUCAAUGGUAUGAUAUCUGAGAAGACUGCAAAGUCGGGUUCUGGCCUAGAUUCACAACGCCACUUUUCAGCUAUACGGCGAAAGAUAACAAUCUUGGGGACGAGACUGGAUAGCCUAGAAUCCUUGUUAGCUAAGCUUCCUAGUAAGCAGUCUAUAUCAGAGAAAGAGUUAAAUCGCCGUAAGGACAUGCUCUCGAAUUUAAGAACGAAGACUAAUCAGAUGGCAAGCACUUUGAACAUGUCAAAUUUCGCCAACCGAGACAGCUUACUUGGUCCGAAUACUAAACCUGUUGAUGCCAUGACUAGAGUUGCUGGGCUGGAUAAUCAAGGCAUUGUUAGUCUUCAAAGGCAAAUCAUGAAAGAGCAAGAUGAAGGGCUUGAGCAGUUGGAGGAGACUGUUAUAAGUACAAAGCAUAUCGCACUCGCUGUGAAUGAAGAACUUGAGUUACAUACAAGGCUCAUUGAUAAUCUGGAUCAGCAUAUUGAAUUUACCGGCUCUCGACUACAGCGUAUUUCAAGGAGUCUAGCGAUUCUAAACAGGAAAACAAAGGAUAGUUGCUCGUGCUUAUGCCUACUGUUAUCAGUUGCAGGGAUUGUGAUUCUAGUUCUUGCUAUCUUUGUGUUGAUAAAGUACUUGUGAUCAUAUCGAACAAAUGUGUGCAAUGUUUGUGAGAUAUCUUCCUCUCCCUCUUCCUCGUCUUCCUGUUUUCUAUUCAAUCUGCCUUUGUUGCCCUCGCCCGCCUGUUUGUGAAUUUAGUCGCGGGUUGGUUUGCCUCACCAUUGUGUAUGUAAUAGAAAAACCAAAGGACUAUGGGAAUAAAGUGUUGGGUGUUUUAUUUUCAAAA
Molecule: messenger RNA, 1275 nt
Organism: Amaranthus tricolor (Joseph's coat)
Lineage: Eukaryota; Viridiplantae; Streptophyta; Magnoliopsida; Caryophyllales; Amaranthaceae
Product: syntaxin-52-like
Exons: 6
Coding region: 366-1070 (234 amino acids)
Biological process (GO): intracellular protein transport; vesicle fusion
Cellular component (GO): SNARE complex; endomembrane system
Molecular function (GO): SNAP receptor activity; SNARE binding
Source: RefSeq, a predicted model, not a curated record